CGGUCAUCGGUCGAGUUCUGCUCUGACCGCCCGUGUCCAGUGUCCACCUGGGCCGGCAAGAAGGCCCGCGUCAGAGCGGCGAGAUUCGCAUCCGUGACCGCAUGCCCACGGCCGCUCCCAGAACCCGCAAAGCUCCGACACCGAGGGGCCCCGCCCACGCGAGGCCCCGCCCCGUGACGCCACACGCACGCCGUAGCGUCAUCAGAGCGCCCCCCGCGCAUGCGCACUCCGCCAGUACGGCAAGGCGGCUGGACCCACGCGGGGCGCGCCAGGCCUUUCCGCCACACUUCAGGGCGGACGUGAGGAGCGCGGAUGGCGGAGGGAGCUGCAGAGACGUCGGCAGAGGGUGGCGGUGGUGAGGACGGAGAUUCAGGCAUCGGCGCUUCGGAACGCGGAGUGGUGCCCAUUAAGUCUCAGUUCCUCACCACCAAGGAGCGCUUCCACGAGUUCCUGGAAGCCCACCGGCAGGAGAAGCCCCGCGGGGAAACCGAGGCAGAGGCGCGCGAUGGCGGCGGGCUGGCCGAGCCUGCGGCCAAGCGGCCCCGCCUGGAGACCGGGCGGCCGGAGAACGAGGCCGCCGAGGACCCGCCGGCGCCCAAGAGAGCGCGCGGCCAGAACAAGAGCCGGCCCCACGUGAAGCCCACGCGCUACGAGCAGAGCCGCCUGUGCCCCUCCGUGAUCCAGGGGCCCCCGGCCACGUGUGUCUUCGGGGACCGGUGCCGCUUCCUGCACGACGUGCGCCGCUACCUGGAGACCAAGCCGGCCGACCUGGGCCCCCAGUGCGUGCUCUUCGACACCUUCGGCCGCUGCCCCUACGGCGUGACCUGCCGCUUCGCCAGCGCCCACCUGGGGCCCGAGGGCCAGAACCUGGUGCGGGAGGAGCUGGCGGCCCGCUGGGCGCGGGGCCCGCCCGUCCGCAACGGCCUGGACAAGGCCCUCCAGCAGCAGCUGCGCAAGCGCCAGGUCCGCUUCGAGGCGGCCGAGCGGGCCCUGCGGGGGCUGAGCCAGGCCCGCGCCGCCCCGGCGCAGGACCCCGCCGACCCCGCCGCCCCCGCUUGCCCUGUGCAGGAGCCCGCGUCCCCCGCCGAGGCUCCCGCCGCCCCCGCGUCGCCCGCGCAGGCCCCCGGUGGGGCUGGCCCGGACCCGGCCGGCAGCCCGGUGCGGACGUGCGGGCCGCUGACGGACGAGGACGUGGUCAGGCUGCGGCCCUGCGAGAAGAAGCGGCUGGACAUCCGCGGCAAGCUGUACCUGGCGCCCCUCACCACGUGCGGGAACCUGCCCUUCCGGCGGAUCUGCAAGCGCUUCGGGGCCGACGUGACGUGCGGGGAGAUGGCCGUGUGCACCAACCUCCUGCAGGGCCAGACGGCCGAGUGGGCGCUGCUGAAACGCCACGAGUGCGAGGACGUCUUCGGGGUCCAGCUCGAGGGGGCGUUCCCAGACACCAUGACCAAGUGCGCCGAGCUGCUGAACCGCACGCUGGACGUGGACUUCGUGGACAUCAACGUCGGCUGCCCCAUCGACCUCGUGUACAAGAAGGGCGGCGGCUGCGCGCUCAUGAACCGCACGGCCAAGUUCCAGCAGAUCGUGCGGGGCAUGGACCAGGUGCUGGACGUGCCGGUGACCGUGAAGAUCCGCACGGGCGUCCAGGAGCGCGUGAACCUGGCGCACCGCCUGCUGCCCGAGCUGCGGGCCUGGGGCGCGGCGCUCGUCACGCUCCACGGCCGCUCGCGGGAGCAGCGCUACACCCGGCGGGCCGACUGGGACUACAUCGCGCAGUGCGCCAGGGCCGCCAGCCCCAUGCCGCUGUUCGGCAACGGUGACAUCCUGUCGUACGAGGACGCCAACCGCGCCAUGCAGACCGGGGUGGCCGGCGUCAUGGUGGCCCGCGGCGCCCUGCUGAAGCCCUGGCUGUUCACGGAGAUCAAGGAGCAGCGGCACUGGGACAUCUCGGCCUCCGAGCGCCUGGACGUGCUGCGCGACUUCACCCGCUACGGCCUGGAGCACUGGGGCUCGGACACGCAGGGCGUGGAGAAGACGCGCCGCUUCCUGCUGGAGUGGCUGUCGUUCCUGUGCAGGUACGUGCCCGUGGGGCUGCUGGAGCGACUGCCACAGAGGAUCAACGAGUGGCCGCCCUACUACCUGGGCCGGGACCACCUGGAGACGCUCAUGGCCAGCCAGCGGGCGGCCGACUGGAUCCGCAUCAGCGAGAUGCUCCUGGGGCCGGUGCCGCCCAACUUCGUCUUCCUCCCGAAGCACAAGGCCAACGCCUACAAGUAGCCCGGCAGGAACAAUAAAGUGUAUUCUUCUA
This is a messenger RNA of Lepus europaeus (European hare), 2308 nucleotides long. It is a transcript of the gene DUS3L, whose product is annotated as dihydrouridine synthase 3 like. Gene Ontology annotation, molecular function: tRNA dihydrouridine synthase activity; metal ion binding; flavin adenine dinucleotide binding. The record is from RefSeq and is a predicted model, not a curated record. Gene Ontology annotation, biological process: tRNA processing. Bases 313 to 2277 code for a protein of 654 amino acids. Lineage: Eukaryota; Metazoa; Chordata; Mammalia; Lagomorpha; Leporidae. The transcript is spliced from 14 exons.